Messenger RNA from Enhydra lutris kenyoni (northern sea otter), 1185 nucleotides. Its product is annotated as shadow of prion protein. The transcript has a single exon. NCBI's taxonomy places the organism in Eukaryota, Metazoa, Chordata, Mammalia, Carnivora, Mustelidae. Gene Ontology annotation, molecular function: nucleic acid binding. Gene Ontology annotation, cellular component: membrane; nucleus. Gene Ontology annotation, biological process: protein import into nucleus. Bases 85 to 537 code for a protein of 150 amino acids. The record is from RefSeq and is a predicted model, not a curated record.
CCCUGGCCCCAAGGCCCCUGGUCCCCUGAUGCUCGCAGAAGCUGAGGUCCUUUCCCCGUUCUACCGCAGGUUUGCUCCACAAAGAUGAACUGGACGGCAGCGACGUGCUGGGCUCUGCUGCUAGCCGCCACCUUCCUCUGCGACAGCGGUGCGGCCAAGGGUGGCCGUGGAGGGGCUCGCGGCAGCGCCAGGGGAGGGUUGCGCGGAAGCGCGCGCGGGGCCCCGAGGGUGCGCGUGAGGCCGGUGCCUCGCUACGGAGGCUCCUCCCUGCGCGUGGCGGCAGCGGGGGCGGCGGCCGGGGCGGCCGGGGCGGCCGGGGCGGCCGCGGGCCUGGCAGCGGGCUCCAGCUGGAGAAGGGCCCCGGGCCCGGGGGAACACGACCUGGAGGACGAGGACGCGGGACCAGGUGGCAACCGGACGGGCCAAGGCGUCUACAGCUACCGGGCAUGGACUUCGGGCGCGGGGCCCACCAGCAGCCCCCACCUCUGCCUGCUGCUGGGCGGCGCUCUUGGCGCCCUGGGGCUGCUGCGGCCCUAGGCCCUGCCGGGCUAGGGCAAGAUCUGGCCCUCAGCCAGUGCCCUCAGGCAGGUCUCUCCAGCCUGCCCCAGAGACCUCCAGCCACUGAGCACCCCCUUCCCACCGCUGCCCACUGCCUCUGAACCAGGGAGCCCAGCUCCACCUCUCACCCAGAGGCAGCCUCCUACUCACAGCCCUGCUCAAGUCCCUCCCCAGCCUCCCCAUUUCUCACCCUACCAGAGGCCCAGGGCCCAUAGCUCCAGGAUGCCCCACCUACAGCCAAGUCAGGGUCCUCCCCAGCCAGAAAGACGGUGCCUGUGCUGCCAUCGUGACCAGCAGUCCAGCAUCUCUCCCCGGCUGCCCAGAGAGAUGUGCCAAACCAGGAUGUUCAAGCCAUCCCGGCUCCCCUGACCGCAUCCUGGACCCUGGCGGGGUGUGGACGUGCUGACCACCGAGCCAAGGGGUGGCCCUGAGGACACCGUGGCCCUCCCCCACAGCAGCAGCCAGUAGGGACCAAAGGCCUAGUGGCUCUGGGGAAGAAGAAGUUUCUCUCACAGGUUCUCGUGUGCCUACCACCUGUCCACAACAGGCAGUCUGGGGAUUUCGGGGCCCACACGUGCCCAUCAUGGGUCUCUGGGUAAUUCCCAGGGCACCCCUGCCAUAGCAGCC